GGCAGUGCCCGAGAGACGAGAGAAAGAGAGAGUUCCUCUCGGCUAGAUUUUACCUCAGUCGGCUUUGGGGGCUCUCUCCAUGAAGGAACCUUGACCUUGCAUCAAAUCAUUUUUUUUCUCGUACCCCUGCACUGCCCCUUCGUCUUUCAUGCCCGGGAUGAAAAAUUAGGCGGGACGGGAGAUAGAGUUUGAAAAAAAAAUAUUGAGCAACGAUCGGUGAGAGAACUCGUUAAAAGUAUCCACUUCCAGCGACAGUGCCGGUCGGAGGAUUGUGCUUUUUUGAAAAAACAAACGAACGGAAAGAAAGAAAACUGGAACGAGUGGCGAAGACAAUCGGUUUUUUUAACGAAAUUGUCAAUCCUAUUGCGAAAUAACAAAAAUAAAUUAGACCUUGAAUUGGACCGGUUUUUUUUGCUUCAACAGCCAAUUCAAUGAAAUUCAUAUUGUUGUUUUAUCUCGAGCAAUACGUAAGCAAAUAAAUUACUCCGGGUCACAGCUUGGAGAGGCUACUCUCGACCUCUCGGUUAAAAACUCUCGAAAGAAAACUCGGUUUCGCGAAACAAGUGGAGCAAGUGAAACAGAGGACUCCGCCAAGAGGGGAAAAGGUGCUUCGGAAUAUACAAGUAUAUCAGCUCGAAAGAAUAAAAAACAAUGAGAGUUUUGUGGUCCCUCGUGACUGUGGCCGCGUGUCUCUAUCACAAUUACGGAUGUACACGAGCUGCACCCACAGGAACCACUGACGAAAUUUUACUCGGCCAAAUCGAUAUAGACGUUCAAGAGGACGACCAAUCCAAUGAAAUAACUGCGGAACCUUUCGAGAAAAAAUGCAUCGCUGAUGGCAAAUCCUAUUCUCACGCUGAAGUGGUUUAUUACGACGCUAAUUCGCGGUGCAUAUGCGUCGCCGGGAAUGUCUAUUGUUUUUGGCACGGUUUACCACCUCCCACCACCGAUUCAUCGUUCAAUGAUGGAAAAAUCCACAGCGAGGAGGAAAGUGGGGAAUCACGUUCGAGCCAAUCGACCGAAUCAGCUUGCCAGGACUCACCGAGUUUGUCGAACGACACGAGCGACGAGAACUCACCACUUCCGUCCCAGACCACGAAUCAGGACGAUUUGACGGAUACGUUCAAUAAUAAUGAGAGAGAAAAAUCGGAGGAGGACGUAGAGGAGGAGGAGGAUGACGAUUCGAGCAACGAGGACGAUGACGACGACGCGUCCUCGGAGGAGAGCACCGAGGAAAGUGUCCCGACGAGCCCGAGAACGAAUCCACCGAUAACUCCGAUCACUUGUGUCGUCCUGGAUAGGACAUAUCGCGUGGGGGAGGUACUACCGCACAACACCGGAAACUGCAUCGAGUGCAGCUGCGGUCCCGAAGGUCACGUGGUCUGUGCGCCACGCGAUUGCGUCUCGAUCGUGCCGCACCGUGACUACAGGGAGGAAAACUUCCAGAUACCGAUAGCUGGUGAUUUGCGGGGUAUCGACGAAAAUUUCUAGACGCGGGCCGACGAAAUUCAAUCGACCUGCCUCCCGGUUCAGCCCCAUGUCCCUACGGUGUCGUUUUCUCUCUCGGGAAAUCGAGCUAACGAGAGAAUCCCACGAACGCUGUUCCCAACGUCGUUUACAUAAUAUAAUGAUAAAACGUAACUACGAUAUCGACCGACGCGGCGAGAGACACGAACAGAAUUACAGGAGCACACACGCGCGCGCGAGCGCAUCGCCGCGUAUUUUUUUCGGAAGUAAGAAAACAGAGUGGAGGGAAAAGGAACGGCGUUUACGAUACGUGGGAACAGUUACCGAAUUCACGAAACGAACAUCGAGUUAUCAGACACACGCGAACCCGCGUCUUUUUCAUCUCUCUUCAAUAACGCGUGCCUUCGUUCUUAUUUUAUUUUCGAUACUAUCUUCGUGGCUGAUCUCAUCCACUCUUUUCUAGCUAUAUUCGCCCUUCCUUUUUAUUCAGUUUAUUUAUUUACCUAUCACGAUUGUAAGAGAGACACGAAAUUGGAAAAAAGAUAACGCUUCGUUCAAAAGCUCAUCGGGAACUUCGCCGAUACGGAAAAACAGAGUUUUCAACAAUUUUCCCAUCAAAAUCCAAUCAAUCUGAGAAUAUCGAUUUCAGUUGUCGCUUCUUUGCAGAGAAAAAGCAACGGGACAUUCGGUUUUCGUGGGAAUGCUAUUCGAACAGUAAUGAAAUUUCAUUUUCGAAGCCACGUUGUGAAGAAAAGAUUGAUGAAUUCAGCCACAUCUGCGCAUAGAAUUUUUCCUAUAAUUUCAUUGAUUUAUCAAAGUUUUUCGUGUCCGUGUGAAAGAAAAAAACGAUAAAACGGACAGAUGAGUUUAUUAGUCUAGAUUUUUCUAUGAUAUUCGUCAUUUGAAAAUGCGAGAGGUUUAACCUUGGACAACUGAACAAAUGAAGGAAAAACAAAAUUAAUCCUGUAGCUCUGUAACGAAUUUAGAAUUGUAUACUUGAAAUAAUUUACACGACCAAACUCGAGGCGCGUAGAGGAAAAUUGAUGAAGGACAUGUCUCAAGGAUCGUUGUUGUUGGAUGAGAUUCUUUUCCCAAUUUUAACCACGCGGCCUCAAAAAUUCUUAUUACAGCGGUUUAUUCGUUGAAAAAAAAUAAAUAACAAAGUUUGAGGGCCACGUAUAUAUAAUGAUAUAAAUUAUACAGUAAAGUGUAUUCUACGUAGACAUUUCAUAUCAUGAAAAUAAUUGUAUCGUUGCUGAGAAUGAUGACAAAAACUCGGGUGCUCUAUACAAAAGACGAUAUUUUUGUAUUGAGAGGAUUAUUUCUUCCCUUUGAAAGAAUAAUUUUCUUCGUUUUUUAUUUUUCAAUAAAGCAAAAUAAAUUAAAGAAUGAUUAUCCUCAGUCUGCAAAAUUAUCGAAAACAUUAUUUCGCUUUUUUCGAGUGGAAACUGUUCGAGCGAUUUAAAAAAUAUUUUUCCACUCAGGAGGCGCUUUUCAAGUACGACGAAACAAAAUCUUCACAAGAUAAAAUAAAUUUUCAUAAUUUUUCGUUAAAAAGUUGUUGAUUUAACGAUUCGAUUGAAAAAUCACUAAUUAACAAACAUUUCAGAGCAAUUGAACCAAGCUGAAGAAAUUUAAAGAAACUGUGAAGAAAAAAAAAACGCUUUUCGCCAUUUUAACGAAUUUUUCGUACGGAAUUUUAUAGAAAACAUCCUCUUAAACAACAAUCAAUCGUUUUCGUAUAGUAACCCAUAAUCAUAUCACGGGGAGAAUAAAAGCGGCAAAUUAUCACAUAAGAGUUAAAUGGAACGCGUAAAAAAACGUAGUUUAUCGACCUUAAUAUGGAAAUGUGUAAUUACAACUCUUGAAUAGUCCUAAAAUGAUGAGCGAUUCGGUGCCAUGCACAGUACGUACGAUAUACCUUAAAAAAUCAUUACAAUUAGAUAUAUACACGUAAAUAUAUAUAUAUACACACCUUUAGACGAUUAACGAAAUAUACACCCGCAUAUAAAUGAUAUAUCAAAAUGAAUACGAGGAACCAAAAGUAUCAAUGAAUAUGAAAUAAAGAGUGUGGCGAAUGUACCUCUAUUAUUUAUAUAACUGUACACUCGUGCGUUAUAUGUAUGUAUGUAAUUAGAAAUAAAAGUAGAAAAAGUCGACUAAAA
Molecule: messenger RNA, 3632 nt
Organism: Venturia canescens
Lineage: Eukaryota; Metazoa; Arthropoda; Insecta; Hymenoptera; Ichneumonidae
Exons: 4
Coding region: 652-1491 (279 amino acids)
Source: RefSeq, a predicted model, not a curated record